This is a messenger RNA of Mauremys mutica (yellowpond turtle), 441 nucleotides long. RefSeq names its product histone H3-like. Bases 1 to 441 code for a protein of 146 amino acids. Lineage: Eukaryota; Metazoa; Chordata; Testudines; Geoemydidae. Gene Ontology annotation, molecular function: structural constituent of chromatin; protein heterodimerization activity; DNA binding. The record is from RefSeq and is a predicted model, not a curated record. Gene Ontology annotation, cellular component: nucleosome. The transcript has a single exon.
AUGGCCAGAACCAAGCAGACCGCCCGUAAAUCUACUGGUGGUAAAGCGCCUCGUAAGCAGCUGGCUACCAAAGCUGCUAGGAAGAGCGCGCCUGCCACGGGGGGAGUGAAAAAGCCUCAUCGUUAUCGGCCCGGCACUGUUGCCCUGCGAGAGAUCCGCCGCUACCAGAAAUCUACUGAGCUGCUCAUUCGUAAGCUGCCCUUCCAGCGCCUGGUGCAUGAAAUCGCCCAGGACUUCAAAACUGAUUUGUGCUUUCAGAGCUCGGCUGUUAUGGCACUGCAGGAGGCAAGCAAAGUCUACUUGGUGGGGCUCUUUGAGGACACCAACCUGUGCACUAUUCACGCCAAGAGAGUCACCAUCAUGCCUAAAGACAUCCAGUUAGCCCGGCAUAUCCGGGGUGAGCGGGCUUAUAGGCUGCACCACUGCAUUCUGACUACUUGA